Molecule: messenger RNA, 136 nt
Organism: Racocetra persica
Lineage: Eukaryota; Fungi; Glomeromycota; Glomeromycetes; Diversisporales; Gigasporaceae
Source: the annotation of a GenBank genome assembly
AUGAAUACUUCAAAAUUUAAUAUCGCUUUUCCAGUUUUUAAAACAGCCAAGCAAAGAUUAGAAGAAAUAAACACAACUGUUUCAGUUUCAUCUAAUAACAUUUUAACUGAUACGCAAAAAAAAGCUGCAUAUUAUC